CAACCACCGGGACUCAGAUUCUCCCCAGAAGCCAAAGAUGCGGCCAUGGUGCCCCGAACCCUCCUCCUGCUGCUCUCGGGGGCCCUGGCCCUGACCGAGACCUGGGUGGGCUCCCACUCCUUGAGGUAUUUCAGCACCGCUGUCUCCCGGCCCGGCCGCGGGGAGCCCUGGUACCUCGAAGUCGGCUACGUGGACGACACGCAGUUCGUGCGGUUUGACAGCGACGCGGCGAGUCCGAGGAUGGAGCCGCGGGCGCCGUGGAUGGAGCAGGAAGGGCCGGAGUAUUGGGACCGGAACACACGGAACGCCAAGGUCAACGCAGAGACUUUCCGAGGGGACUUGAGGAACCUGCUCCGCUACUACAACCAGAGCGAGGCAGACCCAGGAUCCAGGAGAGCCCCAGGCGCCUUUACCCGGUUUCAUUUUCAGUUUAGGCCACAAUCCCCGCAGGUUGGUCGGGGCGGGGACGGGAAUCGGUGGGGAGGCCUGACCGCGGGGGCGGGGCCAGGGUCUCACACCUUCCAGUGGAUGUACGGCUGCGACCUGGGACCCGACGGGCGCCUCCUCCGCGGGUACCGGCAGUUCGCCUACGACGGCAGGGAUUACAUUGCCCUGAACGAGGACCUGCGCUCCUGGACCGCCGCAGACACGACGGCUCAGAUAACGCAGCGCAAGUGGGAGGCGGCCCGUGCGGCGGAGAAGCUGAGAGCCUACCUGGAGGGCGAGUGCCUGGAGUGGCUCCGUAGAUACCUGGAGAACGGGAAGGAGACGCUGCAGCACGCGGACCCCCCAAAGACACACGUGGCCCACCACCCCGUCUCUGACCAUGAGGCCACCCUGAGGUGCUGGGCCCUGGGCUUCUACCCUGCGGAGAUCACACUGACCUGGCAGCAGGAUGGGGAGGAGCAAACUCAGGACACUGAGCUUGUGGAGACCAGGCCAGCAGGGGAUGGAACCUUCCAGAAGUGGGCAGCUGUGGUGGUGCCUUCUGGAGAAGAGCAGAGAUACACGUGCCAUGUGCAGCACCAGGGGCUGCUGGAGCCCCUCACCCUGAGAUGGGAGCCGUCUUCCCAGUCCACCAUCCCCAUUGUGGGCAUCGUUGCUGGCCUGGCUGUCCUAGGAGCUGUUGUCGCUGCUGUGAUGUGGAAGAGGAAGAGCUUAGGUAGCAACAGUGCCCAGAGCUCUUGUGUGUCUCUCAUGGAUUCUAAAGGCUGAGAAAGCUGCCUUACAUGGGACUGAGAUGCAGGAUUUCUUCACAUCUCCCCUUUGUUACUUCAAGAGCCUCUGGCAUCUCUUUCUGCGAAGGCAUCUGAAUGUGCCUGCCUCCCUGUCAGCAUAAUGUGAGGAGGUGGAGAGACAGCCCACCCCCGUGUCCACCGUGACCCCUGUUCCCACGCUGACCUGUGUUUCCUCCCCAGUCAUCCUUCCUGUUCCUGAGAGGUGGGGCUGGAUGUCUCCACCUCUGUCUCAACUUCAUGGUGCGCUGAGCUGCAACCUCUUACUUCCCUACUGAAAAUGAGAAUCUGAAUAGAAAUUUGUUUUCUCAAAUAUUUUCCAUGAGAGGUUGAUGGGUUAAUUAAAUAAGUCAAUUCCUAGAAUUUGAGAGAGGAAAUAAAGACCUGAGAAUCUUCCAGAA
Molecule: messenger RNA, 1636 nt
Organism: Cercocebus atys (sooty mangabey)
Lineage: Eukaryota; Metazoa; Chordata; Mammalia; Primates; Cercopithecidae
Product: HLA class I histocompatibility antigen, B-14 alpha chain-like
Exons: 7
Coding region: 46-1215 (389 amino acids)
Biological process (GO): antigen processing and presentation of endogenous peptide antigen via MHC class I via ER pathway, TAP-independent; immune response; antigen processing and presentation of endogenous peptide antigen via MHC class Ib
Cellular component (GO): external side of plasma membrane
Molecular function (GO): peptide antigen binding; signaling receptor binding
Source: RefSeq, a predicted model, not a curated record